AUGGCAGUUUCACAGGGAAACAAUUAUCGAAGGGAAGGCAAGCAGUGGUAUUUGGGGUCUAAUGUGUGCUUGCUGUUUGGUUUGCUCUUUCUGUCGAUGAUUACUCAAACAGAAGGUACUGUGUGUAGUUACUGUGGUAAAGAUUUUGUUGUCUUAGGUCGACACGUUUGGCGCUGUAAAGCACGCGUGACCAGUGAUGCGUUCACUGCUUCGCCUAGAACAGCCUCUGAUACUGGCCAGGAACGAUCGAACAGCGUUGUCUUUCCUGAACUAUCAUUUGCUAGCUUGAAUAACGAACACGAUCAGGAGGCUUUUGCAGCUGAUCAUCACCUAGAAACCGACGAUCACGAUCUGCUACAUGCCGAAUGCCAUUGUGGUAAAAAAUGCAAAAGUUUUAAAGGCCUUCAAGCGCAUCGUAAACACUGUCCCAUUAAUGCUAAUGUAAAUUUAAACCUGCUGUUUGCACAAGACUCUGAUCCACCGAUGCCACCAGGGCAAGCACGUGCAGUAGAUUCAGUUGAGAAUGAAGAGACGCAAUGUCUAGAUAAUUCAUUUCAGAGAAUACCCGUUAAACCAGGCUUAAAGUUACCAAAAACACCGAUCGGUUGGGAUAAUGCUAAUGGUAUUUUAGAGCAAAUUUGA
This is a messenger RNA of Paramuricea clavata, 642 nucleotides long. Lineage: Eukaryota; Metazoa; Cnidaria; Anthozoa; Malacalcyonacea; Plexauridae. The record is from the annotation of a GenBank genome assembly.